This is a messenger RNA of Larimichthys crocea (large yellow croaker), 3567 nucleotides long. RefSeq names its product protein tyrosine phosphatase domain containing 1a (gene ptpdc1a). Gene Ontology annotation, biological process: cilium assembly; protein dephosphorylation. The record is from RefSeq and is a predicted model, not a curated record. The transcript is spliced from 10 exons. Bases 363 to 2483 code for a protein of 706 amino acids. NCBI's taxonomy places the organism in Eukaryota, Metazoa, Chordata, Actinopteri, Sciaenidae. Gene Ontology annotation, molecular function: protein tyrosine phosphatase activity.
GGAGUGUAUGGUGCGUAUGGUAAUAAACAAACAAAAUAUUAAUAAUGAAAUAAACAAUGAGCACACACAGUGAUAAUAAAGUCAGGUUUUAUAGUCAGGUCCAGUCAGUUCAUCCGAACCAUCGCUGAGCGCUGUGCGCGGUCACGUGACGUGAAUGGACCGCUCUGCAUGACAACAUGUCAGGUUGCUAAGUUAGCUAGUGAGCUAGCUGCACUUAGCCGACCAAAUGAUGUGGCUCGAGGAAAAGCCCGGUUUGCCACGCGCCAGCGACAAAACAGUCAUGACUUCAGAGCGAUGAAGCGAACAUCAGACGUUCUGCAGACCAGCCCGGACCCGGACGACAGGAAAACUACGCCCCUGCCAUGGCAGCUGGUGUCAGCAUACUGAGUGACUUUCCUUACUCCAUGAGUGGAGCCCGCAGUGAAGAGAUCAGCACAGAGAUGGAGACAGCCAAUGCUAGGGUCCCGACAGCAAAGUACACCAAGAUGGGGGAGACCCUGAGGCAUGUCAUCCCGGGUCACAUGCAGUGCUCCAUGGCCUGUGGAGGGAAAGCCUGUAAAUACGAGAACCCCUCUCGCUGGAGCGAUGAGGAGCAAGCCGUCAAAGGACUCUACUCGUCCUGGAUUACUGACAACUUGCUAGCUAUGGCAAGGCCUUCCACUGAAAUCAUAGAGAGAUAUAAUAUAAUUGAACAGUUCCAAAGGUGUGGUUUGAAGACGGUCAUCAACCUACAGCGGCCAGGAGAACACGCCAGCUGUGGCAACUCGCUGGAACAGGAGAGCGGUUUCACUUAUCGACCUGAAACCUUCAUGGCGGCAGGCAUUUAUUACUACAACUUUGGGUGGAAGGAUUAUGGUGUGGCAUCUCUGACUACAAUCCUUGACAUGGUGAAAGUCAUGUCAUUUGCUAUCCAGGAGGGGAAACUGGCUGUCCACUGCCACGCCGGUCUUGGAAGAACAGGUGUGUUGUUGGCUUGUUACUUGGUUUUCACAUCCCGAAUGAGCGCUGACCAAGCCAUCCUGUUUGUACGAGCCAAGAGACCCAACUCCAUCCAAACCAGAGGCCAGCUCCUGUGCGUCAGGGAGUUUGCCCAGUUCCUGGUUCCCCUCCGAAGCAUCUUCUCCUGUGCAGAACCCAAAGCCGGCGCCGUCACCUUGUCCCAGUACCUCACCCGGCAGCGCCACCUGCUGCACGGCAACGAGGCCAGACAGAUGAAGAACGUGCCAAAGAUUGUCCAGCUGGUGUGCAGGCUUCUCAUCGACAUCGCAGCCAACAGACAGGUGGUCAUCGAGGAGGAGUGGCUGGAGAUCCCCGACCUCACUGCAGAGGUGGAGAAGACCGUUUCCCAGCAGGCUCUUCAGCAGCUCGGGAAAGAGAUGAGAGGGAAGGGUAUUCCUGUUCCGCCUUGUUCAACUCAUCCUCUCAGCUCACCCACCCUGCAGUCCAGACCUCCUCAUGAUCAACCUCUCACCAGUGAGAAUGACUUUGAGCCACUAUGGAGGCAGCAGCAUGUAGAAAGAGCUCUGAGGUCCGCUCUUACCAACAACAGGAGCCUCAGUGAUUCUUUCCUUCACAAACUUGGACAACAGCAGCACCGUUUAGAAAAUCUGAAGAGCAACGCACCGAUCAGCUGCCUGGUCAAACAUUCCAUGUCUCACAGCAGCCUUACAGACCUUAACCCUCCAAGAUUUUGUGACCUCUCUCCUCAGGACAUUAUCAGCACCAUGCAGGACCCCAAUACUGAAGCAAAGCAAGACACGAGAUGCCCCUUUUUAAAAAAGCAGCUACUCAAAGGCCAUCAGAGUUUGUCUUUAGAUCUGUCUGAGCAGGGAAGAAAAUCCCACUGUAACACCACACUGCCAGCCUUAUCAACCAAGAGCAAACCGGUAACCAGGGAGGAGCAGCCAGAUGUGGAUGUGUCAGUGGGUGAAACAGACAGAGUGGAUGUCACUGAGGUUCCUUUCGUCACUCUCCAGUCUGAGCUCUCCCCAGAGAGCAGACACUUGUUGGUGGCUAAAGCUCUGGCAAUGGACCUGACAGACAAGGAUCUCACCUCCAAGGUGUCACAGUGGCAGACGGAGCUGAACUCCAGAGAGGGAGCGUGGGAGAGGCUGUGUACGGAGAGAGAUCCGCUUGUCCUGUCCAGUCUGAUGUGGUCGUGGCUGGAGCAGCUCAAGGACCCAGUCAUCAGUGGCGAGGAUAUCAAAGCCCUCAGCGAGAAGAACGUGAACCCUCAGAACACCCUCGACUCACUGGAAAAGGGCCACAGACUCACUUUGCUGUGCAUCCUCGACUGUGCUGCUCAUCUCCUGCCGAUGCCUGAAGACGUGGAGACGAGUUUUCUCCACCAAACAAUAAAAGUCUUCACUAAGAUCGAUGCCGCCUCAGAGAAGUCUUUGUACACGACCCUGAAAGCAAUCCUGACUCGCAUUCUUCACGAGCUGUGCGACAAAGCUAAUCCAGCCUCAGCAGGACUCGUCUGACACGAGGAAGACUCACAGAAACGGGCUCCAGCUCUCAUUUUUUGGGCAUUAAUAUAAAUAUAAGCCAGUUCCUUUCAUCAGACACUGCUGAGAUCUGCCAAUCUUCAGUUUCUCGAGAUAUAUGAAGGCUUUGUCAUUUGAAAGUUCAGCAUUUCAUUUUUCUUAGAAGCUCUUAAUAAUAUCAAAGCACUGCCAUUCUCUGUUCAUGUGCCACUGUUUGAAAGCAUUUGUUCUGUCGUCUGUUCUACUGUAAUCUUUGUGAGGGACUAGAUGUUGCUUUUAAUAUCUAACUGUUAGUUGGUAGGAAAAUGACUGAGAAACGUUCUCAUGAUGUUAAAGUAAUGUUAUUUAAAUGUGUAACUCGGCUGUCAGAGCUGACAGACGUGGGGGUGUCUUAUUUAAACCAAAAGAUGUUUUUACACUGUGCAGAUGCUACACUGUGUCUUAUUUAUUCAGAUCUUCUUUGAAAUGCAGCAGCUGUUUUAAGGACUUUAACUCGCGACAAAGUGGAGCGUUGUUCUGUUCACGUAGAAUGUAGGAUGGUGUUUUCUUUAAGUCAAAUGCAAACUGUGGCUCCUGUUGUGGCAAUGCAAAUUCAGCAGGCCAGGGUGCGUUUGAUUUUUCAAUCAAUUCAAUGUCUUUAAUACUGCAUGCACCAAAAACCUCUCACCGUACUGUUCUGCAUCAAUCUGCCUCCACUGUUGCAUUCGCCUCAACUCAAACGCCCUCUAUCAGGACUCUGUACCAUGCUGCUGUGUGCGACGUCGCCUUGCCUCUGUGUGCGUGUGUGUGUGUAUGCAUGUGUGUGCAUAGCUGUUAAGACAAGUCAGUGGCCGCCUCUCACCUCAUAUAAACAAUGUACAUCUGCUGACGCGCUUGUGUGUGUGUGUGUGUGUGUGUGUGUGUGUGUGUGUGUGUGUGUGUGUGUGUGUGUGUGUGUGUGUGUGUGUAUGCGGACCACUGAUGAUAAUACUAACAUGAAGGACAGACAGGAGACGAUGUACUGUGGGGACUUUUCAACAAGAACUAUUUUUUCAUUGUUACAAUGAGCUACUUCUUACAGAAUUAAACAACUUACUGCAGA